This is a messenger RNA of Archocentrus centrarchus (flier cichlid), 1556 nucleotides long. It is a transcript of the gene trmo, whose product is annotated as tRNA methyltransferase O. The record is from RefSeq and is a predicted model, not a curated record. The coding region runs from base 79 to 1479 and encodes 466 amino acids. The transcript has 6 exons. Lineage: Eukaryota; Metazoa; Chordata; Actinopteri; Cichliformes; Cichlidae.
UCGAGGACUGCUCUCCGGUCGCAGCAGCAGCUAAAAGCUCAGAGUUUCAGAGCAGUCGUCUUUCUUUGUGCUAAUAAGAUGAGUCCGUUGUGUGAGUGCUGCUCCGAGCACAUUAAUAAACUGACGCAACAGGUUUCUGUGAUGCGAAAAGAAAUCAAGAACCUGAGGCAGACGUUGGACGGUGCAGUCAGAGCUCAUCGCAAACACCUGGCGUCUGUUCAGGCUGCCGUGGCAAAGAUUGGACUCUGUGAAGAAGAUAAUUCUCCAACACCACCACCACCAUCAGCACCACAGGCUGCAUUAGAGCGAGGGAAUAUCCAAACAGUCCCAAUCGGUUACAUUAGUUCCUGUUUUUCUGCAAAGAAUGGGACUCCCAGGCAGCCCACUAUAUGCGGCCCUUCAAGGGCAGAACUUCGAAUCCAGCAGAGUGUCUUUAACAACCCGGCACAUGCUCUAGUGGGCCUGGAGCAAUACUCCCAUGUCUGGAUCAUUUUUCUCUUUCACAAAAAUGGGCAGCUGAGUUACAAAGCCAAAGUGAAACCUCCUAGGCUGAACGGUCAGAAGGUCGGAGUGUACUCGACACGCAGUCCUCAUCGACCGAAUGCGUUGGGCCUAACACUGGCAAAGCUUGACAAAAUACAAGGCGAUACUGUAUACCUGUCAGACAUCGAUAUGAUUGCUGGCACUCCAGUCCUGGACAUCAAACCCUAUAUCCCAGAGUACGACUCCCCCGACACCCGGGGGAGCACAAACUCAGAGCCCUACGAUUCAGACGCAGACCAGUCGAGUGCAACUUCUGUUUCACUGAAUGAGACAAACCUCUCUAAACUCCCUGAAGAGUCAGAUAUAGAUGUGCAGUUAACCACAGUAGAUCAAAGAGCAGAUAACGCUGAUGUGGGGAAUCUCCUCUCAGAAGAAAAAAACGAUGCUGACUCAACAAGUUCAUCACAUGUCAGUGCUCAGUUUUCCCUGUCCAAAAAGCUUAGUAAUGUGCUGGAGGAGGUCAAGGCUUAUGUGAACCAAGAUGACAUGUUCUUAACAAGUUCUGAAAGUAAGAACCAAGUUUCAGACUCUCCUAAAACUAAACCACCCUUGUUGGAAGCAGACCACCCCUGCUACGGAGAAGAAGCCUACACUACAAUCGCAGGCUGGAUCAGAGAGCCUCCUGUUGCCAGUCUGCAUGUGCGAUUCAGCCCACAUGCUGAGAGGGAGCUGGCAGAAUUCAUUCCCACACACCUAUCAGAUCCAUCUGAAAGCCACAGACCCAGGUUUAAGUUUCUGCGCAGUACAGAGGAAGCAGUCGCUGCCAUCAGAGGGGUCCUGUCAGCAGACCCCCGGUCCGUCUACAGGAGGACUCGCUGCAGAGACAGGCUCUUUUUCUUCACCCUCGACACAGCUGACAUCACCUGCUGGUUUGGACAAGGCUUUGCUGAGGUGCUGCAGGUAAAACCUGUAGAGCCCCACAUUGCCUCAGUGUGAGAGACUGCCCGUUAAUUUUUACUCACUUUGAUAUUUCCAUGUAAAAUCUUUGCUGGCAAACUUUUGUUUCUGAUGUA